AUGCUCGCUACCCUCCUUCUGGCCGCCUCCGCGAUCCCGUUGCCUGCCAUUGGGCUCGCCCGGGCCCAAGAGCAAGCCCCCCAAGAUGAGGCGCCCAUGAUCCGGGACUAUUUCCAGGCCGGCGGCCACUACGCCGAGAACAGCGCAGGAGAGCACGUCUUCCAAGACCAGAUCUACGUGGAGCACCUGGUCCCCGUGCAUGGUGUCACCCAAGAGCAUCCCAUCGUCUUUCUACACGGCUCGGCACAGACAGCAACGAAUUGGCUCAACAAGCCCGACGGCGGUCGCGGGUGGGCGUCUCGUUUCAUCGAGCAGGGUUACGAGCUGUUCCUCGUCGACCAGCCGUCACGGGGUCGCUCGGCAUGGCAGCCAGAUACCGGCCCCGAGUUGGAGCCGCCCUUUGCGGCUGAGAACCUGCAGCAGCGAUUUACCGCCAGUGAGAGGUACAACCUCUGGCCGCAGGCAGCAAUGCAUACGCAGUGGAACGGCACCGGCUUGAUGGGAGACCCAGUUUUCGAUCGCUUCUACGCAUCCCAGGUGCAGUACACGGCCAACCUGACGUUUCAGCAACACAAGACCCAAGCUGCGGGUUCUGCGCUGCUCGACCAAAUUGGCAGGCCCGUGAUCCUCGUGGGCCACAGCUCGGGGGGUCAGCUGCCGAUAGUGAUUGCAGACGCACGCCCGGGUCUCACAGCAGGCCUGAUACUCCUGGAGCCAUCUGGGCCGCCCUUCACGAACGCGGGCGUGCAGGGGAAUGAUUCGGCUCGUGCCUGGGGAGUUGCAGACAUCCCGCUCACUUACGAUCCGCCAGUAUCCGACCCCGCCGUCGACCUGGUCAGGAAGAUCGUCGCGGCGCCCGACGAAAAUCACGUUGGCUGCACCCUGCAGGCGGAUAGUCCUGCGCCGCGCAGGUUGGCCAACCUGGCUGAUACGCCCAUCUUGGUGGUGACGGCAGAGUCGUCAUUUCAUGCAGUCUACGACUACUGCAACGUGGACUAUCUCCGGCAGGCAGGGUGCACUUCUUUGGAAUAUGUCGAGCUGGGCGCAGCUGGGAUUCACGGCAAUGGGCACAUGAUGUUCCUAGAGAAGAAUAGCGAUGCCAUCCAGGCCAUGUUGCAGGAAUGGAUUGCGCAGUUAAAUUAA
Molecule: messenger RNA, 1143 nt
Organism: Diaporthe citri
Lineage: Eukaryota; Fungi; Ascomycota; Sordariomycetes; Diaporthales; Diaporthaceae
Exons: 2
Coding region: 1-1143 (380 amino acids)
Source: RefSeq, a predicted model, not a curated record